GGGUCUCGAAAUUGCAGGAACUCGCCUCUCGAGCAGUACAUAGUCAGGCUGAACCUAUCCAUAACCGAGGGGAGUUUCAACCCAAACGCUAGAGAGCACUAUUCAACGCCACACCGGGACACAGCCCAGCAAUUCACAGAACCGGCAUGGCGUCAACUGGCUCGGCUACACCAGCUACCGACGGCGGUGGAACUCAAGAGCACACGCCUUCAGGACCCCGUGGUGACGGACACAGAGGAAGAGGCAGGGGACGCGGAGGAAGAGGCCGUGGCCGAGGGGAUGGCUCACGCGGUAGGGGGAGGGGCAGAGGAGGGGCGUAUCACCACGGCAGUCAUAACCCACCAACGCAACCGCCACCCGAGCCCGAAGCCGAGGAUCCAAAAUCGACUGAGACCGCCAAGCCCCAGAAGUUCAAAAUUAAGAACGAUACACAAGACGAGGGUGCCAAUGGUGACGUCGAGGUCUGCUUCAUUUGCGCCAACCCGUUCAGCCACUACUCGGUGGCACCAUGCGGUCACAUAACCUGCCAUAUUUGUGCGCUGCGUAUGAGGGCGCUUUACAAGAACAAGGAUUGUCCACACUGUCGGACGGCCUCCCCGUUUGUCAUUUUCACCAACGACGGGACUAAGCGCUUCGACGAAUACAGAGACACUGACAUCACCAGCACCGACGACAACAUCGGCAUCAAAUAUGCGGGCGAGGAUAUUGUCGGCGAUACUGUCCUUCUCUUGCGAUAUAAUUGCCCCGAUGCCGAGUGCGAUUUCGCAGGCCUUGGCUGGCAGGAUCUGCAUCGCCAUGUCCGCUCCGUCCACCAUAAGAAGAUGUGCGACCUGUGCACUAGGCACAAGAAAGUUUUCACGCACGAACACGACUUGUUUGCCGAUAAGGAGCUCAGCGAGCAUAUGCGACAUGGCGACGACAAACCCGGCGCCGCUGAUCAGACGGGUUUCCGAGGGCAUCCGCUUUGCGGCUUCUGCGGUGCCCGGUUCUAUGACAGUGACAAACUGUACGAGCAUUGCCGGAACAAGCAUGAGCGGUGCUUUAUCUGCGACCGGAGAGACUCGAGGCAGCCGCAUUACUAUCUCGAUUACAACGCCCUCGAAGAGCAUUUCAAGAAAGACCAUUUCCUAUGUCCCGACAGAGAGUGCCUUGAGAAGAAGUUCGUCGUGUUCGAGUCUGAGAUGGAUCUCAAGGCCCACCAACUCAGCGAGCACGGUGGAUCGUUGGCAAAAGGAGCUCGCACCACCGUCGCCCUGUCUAACUUCGACUUGCGGCAGAGGUACGAGCAGGAGAGGCGAGGCGGAGCUAACGCGAGGGAACAACGGAGACGGGGACCCGAUCCGAACGCCGAAGCUUUGCCUGUCAGCUCGGCUCAGCCCUUACGGAGAGACGAGCUAGCCUUCCAACGGCAAAUGGCCCUGCAAACAAGCGAUAGCACAGCCCGGCCAACGCCUCCUCCAGGCCCGUCGCGCCCAGUUCCGAGUACCGCCCCAACGCAAACACAACACCGGGCUCCUGCCAGCCAGCCCAUUAUCGACGCCAUGGAGAACCUCAGCAUCACCGACUUGUCCUCCCUUACCCCUGAGCAACGCGCCAGCUUGACCCGACAUGGCGCCGUCAUCGAGCGUGCCUCCAAUCUCCUCGGCAACGAUCCCACUAAGAUGGCCACUUUCCGCGGGCACAUUUCUGUCUAUAACAAAGGCUCCAUGUCGCCGCAGCAGCUGAUCGAUGCCUUCUUCAACCUCUUUUCCGAGACGUCUUCCACCGCCCUCGGCACGCUAGUGCGGGAAGUCGCCGACCUCUUCGAAGACAAGAAGAAAGGCGAAGCCCUGCGCAGAGCCUGGCAGAACUGGCGCGCCACUGAGGAGGACUAUCCGUCGCUACCCGGCUUGGGCGGUAUGCGCGGCGCAACCACCUCCACAACAGGCUGGGCCGCCGCAGCUGCCGCCAGCCCAGGCGGCGCUAACAACACCGCCCAAGCAGCCGCCGCGCACGCCGCCGCGCAGCUCCGCCAUUCCACCCGCGUGCUCAAGCUCAAGAACAGCACCCGGCGCACUAGCCUCGGCGGCCAGUCAGUCAUGUCCCUCGCCUCGGGGUCCUCUGCGAACUCGAACCCCAACGGUAGCACAUCAUCGCGCCCUGUCGCACCGGCAUCUGCAUUCCCUGCUCUGCCCGGACAGCAGCAGCAGCAGCAGCAGCAGCAGCAGCAGCAGCACCAACAAAGACCGUCCUGGAUCGGCGGCACCGGUUCUGCGUCGAACAAGCCGGCACCAAGCGCAAGGAAACCAACCGCCACGUCAAACGAGGAAGCUUUCCCUGCCUUGCCGGCCGCGCCAAAACCGCAGACGACUAUCUUCGGGUACGGGAGCGGGCGCCCGGUGAGGAGGGAAUUUGGCGGGGCGCCGAGGGAUACAGGAUUUAGUUGGGGAGGCGGUGGGAAUUCCAGCUCUAAUGCGCAGCAGGGUGCUGGGGGUGGCAGUGGAGAUGGGGGUGAGGACGGGCAGCAUGGGCAGGGCGGUAAGAAGAAGAAUAAGAAACAGGUUCUGGUCCACUGGGGUUAGCAUAGUAGCCUUCUACUAGAAUGGGAUUGAAGGAGAUUUGGGAGUCGAUACAACAUGUGAUGUUUCACUGCGGUGGGAGAGCAUGUAUUAUUGUGCACUGAAUAAUAUAUUGGAAUCAUGGCCACCUUGGAGAGCAGAAUGGAGAGACAAGGUUGUGUAGCCCGUCUCAUUUGA
Chaetomium strumarium is the source of this 2735-nucleotide messenger RNA. RefSeq lists its product as uncharacterized. The coding region runs from base 147 to 2561 and encodes 804 amino acids. The record is from RefSeq and is a predicted model, not a curated record. Gene Ontology annotation, biological process: rescue of stalled cytosolic ribosome; protein ubiquitination. The transcript is spliced from 2 exons. Gene Ontology annotation, molecular function: ribosome binding; ubiquitin protein ligase activity. NCBI's taxonomy places the organism in Eukaryota, Fungi, Ascomycota, Sordariomycetes, Sordariales, Chaetomiaceae.